UCAAGGUCACUUACACACAAAACUAUUACUUCCUGCUGUACUGAAAGUCAUCUAGCUGUAAAUGAGAGUAAAUCCUAACGUUGUUCUCUUUGAGCAGUUGGUUCUUUUAGUAGCAGUUAUUGGUCUUAUUAAAGUAAAGUAGCUGGAAUAGCCUGGAAUAGCUUUACUAAUUGCGGACUUGUACAAUAAAGGGAUUGUUGUUGUUGUUUAUUAUUAUUGUGUUGUUGUCACUCAGGCUCACAUGUAUAGGCGCAUUAGCCUCUUCCCAGUUCUCCGUGGCGCCUCCUGGUCUAUGAUCUGUUGCAUAAACUACACUCUGUUCUUCAGUGUUAAUUAUUCCAGUCUCUGUCAUCCCAGGUAGUUGACUUCGCCAAAGCUCUGGUGGCUUUUUUCAACGUAGGUCCAAUACGUAGUCGUGUCGGCAUUAUCACUUAUGGCACUGAAGCAGAGCUGGCUUUGGACUUCAACACUUUUCAAGGUGAUAAUCUCUCCUCUGAAGAUGUGCAAGGCUUAAUUGAAAAUCUGGUGCCGCGAGGAGGAGAUCGCUUCAUAGACAAGGCUUUAUCACUGGCAAAUGAACAGCUGUUCACUAUGGAGGCGGGGAUGAGAGUAAAUAAUAAUGAAUCUAACAAGGCUUUAAUUCUGUUAACGACUGGAAAACAAACCAAAGACCGAGGCCGUUUCACGCCAUUAAGGGAAGCAUCCCAGCCUAUCAGAGACAAAGGAGUCAAUAUCUACGUUGUGGGACUUGGUUCUGAUGACGAUAUUGACGUCAAUGAGCUGAUACAAAUCGCAGGCACGCAAGAGAACGUGGUUACCGCUGAUGUCUUUGGAGAACUUGUUGCGCUAGCAGAGGAAGUAUCAAAAGUCGUUUGUGGUAAGGAAAUACAACUAAACCUGUAACUAUUGUGGCUUAGAAGGAGUAGGAUCUAUAGACUUUAAAAGUCUAUAACGCUUUCACCUUUAUAUAAAUACUGGGACAAAAUAUCGCUCCUACCUUUUGAGACCGCCGUUGUUUUAUAUUUUAUGACAAGUGUCUUGUAAAGGAGCUACGUCACGAUUUGCGGAUCUUGCCAAGUUUAGCCUAAACUUUUCGAGUUAGUCGUUUGUAAUCCACAUCAAUCUUCUCCGUCCUUAACCAUUGUUGUUCCUUUAUGGUUUAUCAAUGUCUCUUUGGUGUUUUUCUAUCUU
Messenger RNA from Orbicella faveolata, 1191 nucleotides. Its product is annotated as von Willebrand factor A domain-containing protein 2-like. Lineage: Eukaryota; Metazoa; Cnidaria; Anthozoa; Scleractinia; Merulinidae. The record is from RefSeq and is a predicted model, not a curated record.